Molecule: messenger RNA, 1422 nt
Organism: Megalobrama amblycephala (Wuchang bream)
Lineage: Eukaryota; Metazoa; Chordata; Actinopteri; Cypriniformes; Xenocyprididae
Product: paraneoplastic antigen Ma1 homolog
Exons: 1
Coding region: 1-1422 (473 amino acids)
Molecular function (GO): nucleic acid binding; zinc ion binding
Source: RefSeq, a predicted model, not a curated record
AUGACACAAGUGAACAAAAUGGAGGUUAGCGAGAUUAUUGCUUGGUGCAGAGAGAAAGAUGUCGAGCUGGAUAGAGUUCUAAUUCUGAGCAAUGUAUCUGCAGAUUGUGAAGACAGAAUAAUCUAUAGUGUGCUGGAUGCUGUUCUGGGAAUUGGAAAAUGCAAAGUGCUUGAUCGCCGCUCUGAUAAAACUAAGCGACUGCAGUUUGUCUUGCUUGAAACAGCUGACAGCAUUUCCAAGAUGUCUAUCCCUGCAGAACUUGGAGGACCUGAAGUAGGCUGCUGGUACACACAGGUUGUUCAUGUUGCAGCUGAAACACCUAAACAGAAUAAGGAAGAUGAGUUCCAGUUCAAGUUGAUCUCUUUCCUCCAAAAAGAAGGGAAAUCGCUAGCUGACAUUCCAAGUUUGACUGCCCCUGCACCUGAUCUAAACACUCAGCUUGUGGAUGCCAUAAAUUCCCUUGUUCAAACGUGUCAUGUGGCUUCAUCUGAGGAGAGAGUCGGAUAUAGAAAGCUGCGUCCCUUCUCAGGAUUUAUCCCAACUCCUCCUGGGGAAGAUGAGUAUGAGGUCUGGGUAGAGCAGACUACUCACAUUCUGGAAGAAUGGCAGUGUUCUGAUAAUGUCAAGAAGCAAAGAUUAGUAGAGUGUCUCAGAGGUCCUGCAGCAGACAUUGUGAGGUUCGAGAAGACUAGUAAUCCAUCUGCUUCUUUCAGUGACUAUCUUAGUGCACUAGAGUCUGCAUUUGGCACUACUGAGGAUGCUUCAGAUUUAAUGUUAAAGUUUCGGAGCACUUACCAGUGUGAGGGAGAAAAGCUCUCAGCCUACAUACUGAGGUUGGACAGAAUGCUGCAUAGUAUGCUGAGGAAGAAAGGCAUUGAGUUCUCUGCCAUGAAUCAUCUUCGAAUGCAACAAAUAGUCAGAGGUGCCCUUUCCAGUGACCUAGUGGAUAUGCGCUUGAGAAUGACCCAUAAGCUGUGUGCCCCUCCUUCCUUCAAUGAGUUAAUGAAGGAGGUAAGAGAAGAAGAAACUCUUUUGAAAAACAGGAGUUCAGCACAGUCAAAUGUAGCUGUCUCUGUGGUAUGCCCUUCAAGAAAUGGGUCAUCCGCUAACACUAACAUGGGCGAUUCAGAGGUAGAAAAGCUAAAGAGGGAGAUAAGAGGACUUAAGAAUGAGGUGUCUCGUCUGUCAGCAGCAGCAAAGGAACCUAUAACCCAUGAUCAUCCUGCCCUGCACAGUCUAACUGCGACUGCAGAGAGUAAAACACCAACCAGACCAGUGAACAAAGCCAAUGUCUUUUGUUACAGAUGCGGAGAAGAUGGGCAUCUGAAGUGUGACUGUACAAAGGAUGAAAAUCUCAGGAGAGUUAACCAGCGACUCAUUAAAAUGAGACAGUCGUCGGGAAACUUCUCCGGGGCUCAGUAG